UUUUGAGACGGACCAGUCACGACUUCCUGUUAUUGGACGCUUUCCUUGCGUUUAACCAAAAAAGAAAAGCAGAAGCGUGAGGCGACAUUUUGUGUAUGUCCUUCUAAAGAGUGACUGUAUUCGGCUUUUUAUCGGUCCUGUGGCAUCACUGUGAGUUCACAGCGGUCAGAGGACAUGCCUCUAUCGGACAGGUCGAGCUCUGACGGCGGCGGGGAUCCUCGGAGCCCUCGGGCCCGAAGACCUCGGACUCGCUCCCGCAGCCGCAACCGCAGCGGCAGCGAUCGAAGCUUGUCUCCGGACAGCUUUGGGCCCAAACUCCCGAAACCACGUAACCGGGAGAGGGAGCGGGAAGAACGGGAGCGUCGAUUCAAGGAGGCGAGAAACAUCCGACGGAUCCGCAUCGGAAGCCCCCGUCGUAGCAGGUCCAGGUCCAGGUCUCGAUCUCGGUCCAGGGAGCGCCACAACAACAGCAGCAGCAGCAGCAACAACCACAACCACAACCACAGUCACAACCACAAUCACUGGUCCGAGCAGCGGGACGCACCUGGAAAACACAGCAGCUUCAAGGAUGAUUAUUAUUACGAGCAGCAGAGGGACGACGCUCAGAGACAGAGACAGGAAGCUUUUAUUGCCAGGCGUCUGCAGGAGAGGGAGAGGAUCGGUGAGUUAGGUUGCCCUGAAGUUUGGGGAUAUUCACCGAGAGUGAAAGAACCAGACUCUGAUGAAUUCACACCAGUCGAAGAAGACGAGAAAAACAGCAGUUCAGAAUCAAGUUCAGAAGAAGAGAAAAAGAAGAAAAAAAAGAAAAAGAAGUCAAAGAAAAGAAAGAACAAGAAGCACUCAGAGGACAGCGAGCUGGAAUCAGAUUCAGACGAAGAAGAAGUAAAGAAGAAGAAAAAGAAAAAGAAGAGCAAGAAGUCCAAGAAGUCCAAGAAGAAGAAGGCGAAGAAGAGCCGCAAGGAGACCAGCGACUCCAGCAGUGAAGAGUCCGAGGAGGAAGAGGAGGAGGAUCCCAGUGGAGUGAUGUGGGUGGAGAAAACCUGCAUGGAUGAAAACCUGGUUGGCCCCGAAGCGCCGCUCACGCACAUGUCGCAGGACGACCGCCCCCUGGAUUUCGGUCACGCACUGUUGCCAGGUGAAGGUGCUGCGAUGGCGGAGUACGUGAAAGCCGGCAAACGUAUCCCAAGAAGAGGAGAGAUCGGACUCACCAGCGAGGAGAUCGCAAACUUUGAGAAGUCCGGCUACGUCAUGAGCGGCAGCAGACAUCGUCGUAUGGAGGCCGUGCGUCUGAGAAAGGAAAACCAGAUCUACAGUGCGGACGAGAAGAGAGCUUUGGCGUCCUUCAACCAGGAGGAGAGGAGGAAGAGAGAGAGCAAGAUCCUGUCCAGCUUCAGGGAGAUGGUGUACCGCAAAACCAAAGGCAAGGAGGAGAAGUGAGGUUCCCAGAGUUUUCUCUCACCUUUGCUCUUUGUCCAGUGACCUGAUGUGUAAAGUUAUGUCUGCAGUGUUCAGCUACAAUUUAUUGUUCAGUGUGGAGGGAUUUUAAUUGUAAAGAAAUGUCUGAAAGUAAAUGAGUUGUAUUAUAUUCACCAUUUUUCCCUAUAUCUUUUAGUUGUUCAGUCUUUAUUUGCUCUUGUAAAUGUGUUCAAGUACUCCUGAGCAGAACGGUAAAUAAAUUUUCACGACCAAUAACCUUUUGUCUUUUUCAUGCUUUUCUCAGCUACAGUCUUUGAUAGGAGCAUCAGUUCCCCAACUUUUUUUUAGCUAUUGACGAAUAUAAAGUGUCUAUUUGUGACCUGAAAACUCAGUAAAGCUUUAUGUAACAUAAA
Stegastes partitus (bicolor damselfish) is the source of this 1829-nucleotide messenger RNA. It is a transcript of the gene nkap, whose product is annotated as NFKB activating protein. Bases 175 to 1437 code for a protein of 420 amino acids. NCBI's taxonomy places the organism in Eukaryota, Metazoa, Chordata, Actinopteri, Pomacentridae. Gene Ontology annotation, biological process: regulation of gene expression. The transcript has 8 exons. Gene Ontology annotation, cellular component: nucleus. The record is from RefSeq and is a predicted model, not a curated record. Gene Ontology annotation, molecular function: chromatin binding.